Molecule: messenger RNA, 1297 nt
Organism: Puntigrus tetrazona (Sumatra barb)
Lineage: Eukaryota; Metazoa; Chordata; Actinopteri; Cypriniformes; Cyprinidae
Gene: phpt1
Product: phosphohistidine phosphatase 1
Exons: 3
Coding region: 22-459 (145 amino acids)
Biological process (GO): peptidyl-histidine dephosphorylation
Cellular component (GO): cytosol
Molecular function (GO): protein histidine phosphatase activity
Source: RefSeq, a predicted model, not a curated record
UUCAAAACGCCGCAGUGCUAAAUGAAGCGCUUCUCUGUUGUUGUACUGAACUUCGCUGUAGUGUUAGGAUUUUUCUGUCCCGCUUUUGCAGUAAUGUCCGCCGAACGUCUCGCUAAAAUCCCAGAGGUUGAUUUAGAUCCUAACGGCGUCUUCAAAUACGUCCUCAUACGGGUGAACAGCAACGAUGACGAUUCCUAUGUUGAUAUUGUGAGAGGAUACGCGUGGGCCGAGUAUCACGCUGAUAUCUAUGACCGCGUGGCCGGAGAACUGGAGAGAGGUGGAGGACUGGAUUGUGAAUGUCUCGGAGGAGGAAGAAUCAAACAUGACAGUGCUGCAAAAAAGAUCCACGUCUACGGUUACUCCAUGGGAUUUGGGAGAGCAAAGCAUUCUGUUUCCACAGAGAAGAUAAAAACUCAUUACCCAGACUAUGAGGUGACCUGGGCUGAUGAAGGGUAUUGAGCAGGUCACACGGGUUAAAUGACAGCUGCGUAUAAGGACGCUAUUUCAAACCUGCCUGUCUUAACGUAGCAGUCUUGACGCGCCAAGGCUGAGGAAGACCAGAACUUUAAUAGAUUUCUGACGUGGAUGGAUAAGACGUUUACUGCAAAACUAAAGGAGAGGCCGUCUUCGUUAAGUUUGAUUGGUUUUAACUUCAUGUGUAGUUUAACACAUGGCAACAAAGAGAAAGGAAUGCAAUUUUGUUUAUGGUCCAUUGGUCUUUAAAUACGGGAAAUGAUGACAUAAAGCAGGUUAAGUACUUCCUCCAAACCAUAAAAGGUUAUAUAGUGACAUCCUGAUAUGAGAAUGAAGUCCAGAGAAGUGCGCGUGGAUAUUUCCGGGACAGUUUUUUUUUUAUGUCAUUCAUUUAAGCUGUAUGUCACAAUGAGGGAAAUAACUUGCUAAAACAAAUUACUGCGCUUAACUACAACAUAUGAAAUUUAUAUUGUGAUUCAGUGAUCACAAAAGCACCGUGCUAUAAAUCUGGACCCUCAGACCCGAUCGGUGGUUGUAAACCUCGCCUGAUAAACUUGACGAUCCACAUCCGUUUGUCAGCAUUUUUUAAUAAAAGAUGCCAUUAGGAGCAAUCACUUUCUUGACUCGAAAUAUUACAACCCAACAUCAUCUGACGUUUAGAAUUUGCAAAAAUUAAAACAACUUAAUUAACAUGUUUCUCAUUUUAAGCUUGAAGAUUAAAAUAGAGAACUUCGUGUAUUAGUCGCAUUUGAAUUAUUCUGUGCAAACAAGCAGAAAUUGAUUGCACAACAUCAUAUUUAAUAAAUGCUUCUAGUGCUGCAUA